Vigna radiata var. radiata (mung bean) is the source of this 1053-nucleotide messenger RNA. Its product is annotated as glycolipid transfer protein 1. The transcript has 7 exons. Gene Ontology annotation, cellular component: membrane; cytosol; cytoplasm. Lineage: Eukaryota; Viridiplantae; Streptophyta; Magnoliopsida; Fabales; Fabaceae. Gene Ontology annotation, molecular function: ceramide 1-phosphate binding; ceramide 1-phosphate transfer activity. Gene Ontology annotation, biological process: intermembrane lipid transfer; ceramide transport. The record is from RefSeq and is a predicted model, not a curated record. The coding region runs from base 92 to 754 and encodes 220 amino acids.
UCACAGUCCCUUCGAUUCCUCCUUUGUAUGCACAUCAUCUCUUCUCUAAUUGUUCACGGAUCAAUGCGUGUUCCAUUGUUUCUUGAAACAAAUGAAGUCUAAAUUUUCUUUCUUUUGGAAAACUAGAAAUUGGCAAAGCCCAAAAAUGGAGGGGACUGUUUUCGCUCCUGCACUGAAAGAACUUGAGCAUGUAAAGUCUGAGCAUGGAGAAAUUUUGAGCAAGCAUUUCUUGGAAGUGUGCAAGCACAUAUUGCCAGUAAUAGAUAAGUUUGGAACUGCUUUGGCCCUUGUUAAAUCUGACAUAGGUGGCAACGUAUCGAGAUUGGAAACUAUGUAUUCCUCCAAUCCAUCCAGAUUCAACUACCUGUACAGUUUGGUACAGGUCGAGGUCGAAACUAAAACUGCUAAAUCAUCAUCUAGUUGCACCAAUGGGCUUCUUUGGCUGACAAGGGCAAUGGAUUUCUUGGUGGCUUUGUUCCGAAACUUAGUCGAGCAUGAAGAUUGGACAAUGUACCAAGCUUGUACAGAUUCCUAUAACAAGACUCUGAAGAAGUGGCAUGGCUGGCUUGCUAGCUCAAGCUUCUCUGUUGUCAUGAAGCUUGCUCCUAGUAGGAAAAAGUUCAUGGAGGUGAUAGGAGGCACCGGCGAUAUCAAUGCUGACAUUGGAAAGUUUUGUACAACCUUUUCUCCUCUACUCGAAGAAAAUCACAAGUUUCUGGCUCGUUUUGGCUUGGAUGACAUGAAAGCAUCAUGAACCACAGAUUCAUGGUCAGAAAUUCGAUUACAUGCUCUGAUCAAUUUUACUAGCACAAUAUACAAGCACUGACUUUCAUCCUUCUCUGCUAAGUACUCUAUUAAGAUCUUACACUGUAUCUUUGUGAUAUCAAAGUCGGUCCCUAUUAGUUAGUUUAUUACAAAGGUUAAUGCUAAGGUUAAUGGUUGUUUAGGAACUUGUUUUCUGAAAUACAGUAUAAAGGAAACAUUGAUAUUCAUAAUACUAUUUUAUUCGUAACAAGAAGAAUAGAUUACAGAUAAUUUGUGGUUUUUGAGAUA